AUUGCUUAUCGUUCCGCUGAGUGGCUUGGUCACCUGUUCGCCGAGGGAGAAAAGAGAGAGAGAGAGGGUUAGAGUUGGUAGAAAUGGCAAUGGGAAGUGUGAGCAGGAAAACCCUAGUGGGACUUGGAAGAAAUGUAGGAUUUGGAGGGAUAGGGUAUGUGCGUGGAGUGAAGACCUUCACGCUUCCAGACCUUCCUUACGACUAUGGUGCUUUGGAACCUGCCAUCAGCGGAGAGAUUAUGCAACUCCAUCACCAGAAGCACCACCAGACCUACAUAACUAACUUCAACAAGGCUCUCGAACAGCUUGACCUAGCCAUCGCUAAAGGCGAUGCCACUGCCGUCGUCAAAUUGCAGAGCGCCAUCAAAUUCAAUGGCGGAGGUCAUGUAAACCACUCAAUUUUCUGGAAGAAUUUGACCCCUGUUCGAGAAGGAGGUGGUGAGCCUCCAAAGGGUUCAUUGGGCUGGGCUAUUGACACUCAGUUUGGCUCUUUAGAAGCUCUGAUUCAGAAAAUGAACACCGAUGGUGCUGCUCUUCAAGGUUCUGGAUGGGUGUGGCUUGCUCUUGAUAAAGAACAGAAGAAGCUUUCUGUUGAAACCACAGCAAAUCAGGAUCCACUUGUGACUAAGGGGUCAGGUUUAGUUCCUCUGCUGGGGAUAGAUGUUUGGGAGCAUGCAUACUACUUACAGUACAAAAAUGUGAGACCAGACUAUCUGAAGAACAUAUGGAAGGUUAUCAACUGGAAAUAUGCAAGUAAUGAGUAUGAGAGAGAGUCUGCUUGAGGUGGGGCUCUGAGUAAGCUCUUAAUGUAGGGUCUGCACGCGUAUAUGCAGGAAUAAUAAGCAUUGUCGUGUAUAUGAAAGUCCAAAAGUUGUAACGAGUUUAUGUGCCUUUUGGUGGUAUUUACUUAGUGUAUCGGCUUUUGUAAGCAUGGUAUGUCCGGUUUACUUUCAAGUUUUGUGAAAACCUUAAGUUUCAAAUUGAGCUUAUUUCAGAUGAUGAUGGCGAUCAAUAAUAAUGCAGCUCAAUUUUGUACAUCA
Molecule: messenger RNA, 1040 nt
Organism: Ziziphus jujuba (common jujube)
Lineage: Eukaryota; Viridiplantae; Streptophyta; Magnoliopsida; Rosales; Rhamnaceae
Product: superoxide dismutase [Mn], mitochondrial
Exons: 6
Coding region: 84-782 (232 amino acids)
Biological process (GO): superoxide metabolic process
Cellular component (GO): mitochondrion
Molecular function (GO): superoxide dismutase activity; metal ion binding
Source: RefSeq, a predicted model, not a curated record